Molecule: messenger RNA, 1545 nt
Organism: Ostertagia ostertagi
Lineage: Eukaryota; Metazoa; Nematoda; Chromadorea; Rhabditida; Trichostrongylidae
Source: the annotation of a GenBank genome assembly
AUGACCCCUGAGCAGGUACGUGCGAUUAGUGCGAAGGCGGACGAAGAGCGCCGCCGAUUGAAGAAUAAUACUCUACAACAACCUCUAAAUCCCGCAAAUAAUCAGUCCCAUAUACAGUCUAUUCAGGAGCAUCAGCCCACAAACACUAGUCAUAAAGUCGCAUCUGAUGGCACCGAAGCAACUACGGAAAAAAUCCAUCGCGGUCAUGCUGAUGCGCCGAUCAGAAAAUUAACGUGUGAUCUCAUCAAGACCUACAAAAACAUUAAUGAGUCUUUCUAUUUGCGGAAGGCUCUUCGACGGCAAGAGCAUCAAGGGAACAUCCAGUCUUGUCAUAAUGCGUCAACAGCGACGGCUACCGUUAAUUUGCAGUCUGCUGGCUCUGGAGGUAAUUCGCAGGUACAAGCAACUACUCAUAACAGUGGGACAAGCUUGGACAGGCAGCAGAAUUCCGGGCCUAAGGGUUUGCCUCACUUUGAUACAAACGCUCCGCCGGCAUCCCUGAUGGUCGUCCCAUCAGUUCCGGAAGGCGAAGAAAAUAGAAAUCGGCAAAAAUCAAGCAGGGGAGGUCCUCAUAAUGGUGGUUAUGACGACAAAAAUAAUGACUAUAUACUCAAAGAUGGCGAAUGUUUCAAUGCUCGGUAUAUUAUUCUUACGGAGAAGCCGAUAGGAAAAGGAUCGUUUGGACAAGUUACACGCGCUUACGACACUGUUGCAAAAGAGGACGUUGCUAUCAAAAUCAUAAAAAAUAAGAAAACCUUCUUCGAUCAAGCCCAGAUUGAAAUCAAAUUGCUUGAAAUGAUGAGAGCACAUGACACAGAGCGGAAAUACAACGUCGUUCUACUCAAAGGCCACUUUGUUCAUCGGAAUCAUCUGUGUCUUGUAUUCGAACUACUGUCAUAUAAUCUUUACGAUCUGUUGAGGAACACGAAUUUUCGUGGCGUUUCGCUCAAUCUUACAAGGAAAUUUGCUCAACAGUUGACGAAAACCCUGCUCUUUCUGUCGUCUCCGGAACUGUCUAUUAUUCACUGCGAUCUCAAGCCAGAAAACGUGUUGCUGUGUAAUCCUAAGCGCUCGAAGAUUAAUAUCAUUGACUUUGGAUCUUCAUGCCAGAUUGGUCAUCGGAUUUAUCAAUAUAUACAGUCAAGGUUUUAUCGUUCUCCUGAGGUUUUAUUAGGAAUCGCUUAUGACACAAAGAUCGAUAUGUGGUCACUAGGUUGUAUCCUAGUGGAAAUGCAUACAGGAGAGCCGCUCUUCGCUGGAUCUUCAGAGUUAGAUCAAAUGAUGAAAAUUGUUGAAGUACUGGGAAUGCCACCGAAAGAACUUUUAGACAUUGGCCCAAAGACUCACAAGUACUUUGGGAAAACAGAAGACGGUGUCUAUUAUUGCAAGACUACCCGUGACAAUUUUAACAAAUGCUACCGUGGACCGGGACACAGGAAACUGCAUGACAUCCUCGGUGUUACCUCUGGUGGCCCCAAUGGAAGGCGUGCGGGAGAGUCAGGGCACUCAGUAGAAGAGUACAGCAAAUUCAAGGUUCGUUUCAGA